This is a messenger RNA of Teleopsis dalmanni, 3956 nucleotides long. RefSeq lists its product as uncharacterized. The transcript is spliced from 5 exons. The coding region runs from base 1 to 3081 and encodes 1026 amino acids. NCBI's taxonomy places the organism in Eukaryota, Metazoa, Arthropoda, Insecta, Diptera, Diopsidae. The record is from RefSeq and is a predicted model, not a curated record.
AUGCGAAUCGCCAAAGAAAUUUAUAAAAAACAGACUUCAUUGGCUAAAGUACAUUCAGAUAAGCAGCAUUUUAAUGUUUCAACAUUACAUUCAAGCUUAGACGAAUCCAUUUCAUUCUCCAAAAAUUUGGAAGAUAGUUUCAAUAUUGCUUCUUUAAUGGCAUUAAAAAAACAAAAUGACUGCCCAUAUAUCAAUCGCAGUGUGCUUAUGGUUGACUCACUAAACACAAAAAGGUGUGUUUCCUUUAUCUGCAAAGAAAAAGAUGCAGAAUUCGAGAUUGAAAAUCUCUCGAAUUUCUUAAACACAUAUAAGAAUAAGUUUAGUGAAAAGAAAAUUUUACAAUAUUUAUUGCUUUGUUCUUAUAGUCAUUACAAUAAUGCUUGCGGUUUGCACUUUAAAAAUUUCAGAUUUAAUGAGAAUUCAUUCACCGCAUACGCUUAUUGUACAGAUCCUUCCUGCAACACUUAUAUCUUUAAAGGUUACUUUAGUGGCAAAGUAACGGUAUUUGCUUCAAAUAAUCAAUUAAAGCAUACCACAAAUUACGAUAAAAGUGCUCAAUGCAGGGCAUUGCAAAGAUAUGCUCUUAAAGGCGAAAUUUUUCACAAUACGGCUGUUAAAUUUCGCACUAAAAAACUCAAUAAGCAAUGUGAAAGUUUUGAAAAGGUCGGAAGAAAUGAUAAAGUAAAGUCAUUAUCAUAUUACAGAAAUAUAAAAACAGAAGCAUAUGCUAAAAAUGACUUACACUCCGAUCCCUUUAUUGACACUUAUUUAAUGUUUAAGUCUUCACCUAGAGAUUUCAUACAAUAUUUGUCAACAAAACUUGAAGUUUAUUUAUGGGAUUUCUCCCAAAUUCACCUAUUGCAACAAAACGAAAGUUUCUUAUUGAAAAAAAUGAAACAUACUAUUCGCAUAGAUGCAACAGGUGGUAUUAUUCGUAAGUUACCAUUCGAUACUAAUAGAAUAUUAUUAUAUUCCUUAGUCGGUCAUAUUUCUGAGAAAAAAAUUGUUUUCUCAAUAGCCGAUGCGGUUUUAUCGAAUCACUCGAUAACAGACAUUGCACAAUUUUUGCAACACUUAAAACAAUAUUGUAAAAGUAAAAGUCUGUUAUGGCCCAUUUGUCGCAGAAUUGUAACAGAUGUUAGCUUCGCUAUAAUUGGGGCAAUAUUGAAGGUUUUCAAUGGAAUGGAUUCGGUUUUAGAAUAUUUAAACUAUUCAUAUGCUUUUGUGAAUAAUCCAAAAAAAUUGAAUUUUGUUGCUAUACAAUUUUGUGUUAGCCACUACUGCAAAAUUAUUUGCAAAGAUAUAGACAAUGCAGUAGAUAAAACUAAUUCGCUUAAGGUUAAUAAUUUAAGAAAAUUCUUAAGAGAAUCUAUGGGAAUAGUUUUCAAUUUAUGUACCCUAAAGGACUGCAAGGAAUGGUUUGAGAAACUAUGCGUUAUUUUAUGCUCCAAAAAUAACACACCCAAAGUAAAGGAGGCAGUUGAGAGUUUGUCUAAAUUAAAAGACAUGACGGAAUGUUCAGAUUUUGACUUUAACUUCAAUUCAGAUGAACUUAAUGAACUUCCAACUUUUGAAGAAACUUCUGAUACCUUGGCUUCUAUUUCUGAAGGCAGUCCUUUUAGAGUUGAAUUUAUAAAGUAUUUUAAAAACUAUACAGAAGCUACUAUUAAAUGCAAUAAUAUUGAAAGGAAUGAAUUAUAUUGUCCAAAAAUGGCAAAUUUGAUUUUAAAUAAAUAUAUGGCAUUUCUUCCUAUGUGGUCUAAUAUUAUCGGUAUUCAUAUAGAUCAUUCAAACACUCGAGUGAGUAAUGGACCCAUAGAGAGCUAUUUUAAAAAUAUUAAAUACAAUGUUUUUGAAUGUAAACCUCAGAAACUUGGAAGAUUUAUUCGAGGCAUUCAAAGUUUCAAUAAUUCAAUUGUUAAAUUAAUUAAAAAUAAUUAUAUCCAAGAAUUAACUGAUCCCAUAACUCCAGGGACACUUAUAAAGAGUUCCCGUAAACACAAAAAAAUCCAGACAAGUUCUGAUAAAAUAAUGGGUAUUAGUAAAAAUAGGAAACUUAAAAAAAUUCCUGAGUCAUGGCAAAAGAAGAAUAAAGCCAGACUUCGUCACGGACUCUUUCUUCAAGAGCAUAGUGUGAUUCGCUCACAAAAAGAUAAAAAUCUUAGUGUUAAACAAAAUUCUAUCGUAUCACCAAUACUUAAAGAACACAGCUAUUCAUGUGCCACAGAAAGCUGUGACGUAAAUACUUCUGAAAAAAAUUUCAUGGACUGUGAAACUUAUUCAAAAAGUCUACCAAUUUCAACAAAAUAUUAUGUGUUGAACCUGAGCACAGUUUUUCUUAGAGUAUUUAAUGAAAGAUGCCAUUAUUUCGAAUACUUUUACACGAAAAGUGAUUUAUGUACUCUAAAUAAUGAUGAGUGGCUUUUGAAUUCAAUUUUAGAUGCAUGUCUAGCGGUUAUCAUUUUUGAAAGUAAAAGAGAGAAUUGCUUGUCUGUGCCAUGUCAGACAAAUUUUAAAAAUAUAUCAUUUUUUAAGCAAUUUUUAUCGGAGCAACCUCAUUUACUUAUAAUACCACACUUAAGGUAUAGACAUUUCAUAGUUUCUUUUGUUAAUUUUGAGAAAGGUACUUUAGUAUGCUUGGAUCCCUAUGGGGAAAGUGCUUCAAAAGAGCGUAUGUCUAAUCACUAUAAGGCAUUAUUAUUAGAAAUGUUUCCUUUUAUUGAUUGGAAGAUGGAGAGCAUAAACUAUAAAAAGCAGUCUACUUAUGACUCCAAUAAUUGUGGAGUUUAUGUCCUGCAAUAUUGCGAUGCCUUCAUCAAUAGCUUACCUUUGACUGCAUUAUUGUCAGAAAAUCUAUAUAGAUUAAAUAUGAAAGAGAGGUUAAUGAAUAAUUGCGAUCCCCUCGAUAAAUAUUGCAUCCAUUGUGCGAAACAUUUUGAGGAGGUAUUUCCAAAAGUUGAAUGCAAAAUUUGUAUACGUCCGUUGUGUGAUGUAUGCAUAACGAGUAUUUACGUUAAGAAUAAUAUUAAUUUGCUCAACUUUAUUUGUGCUCUUUGCUUAGAAUGUAAUAAUGUAUCUUGAGCUACUGAAUGCUACUGAAUCACUGCUACUGAAUGUGCCUCCGCUACAGCCAAUGUUCCUGCCGGUCCUACAGCAUCUAAGAAAAAGAAGAAAAAAAACGCAAGAAGAAGAUAAAUUACACUGGAAAUCAUAUAAGCAGCGAAGAUAAUGAGCUUACUGACAAGUAUAUUAGUGACAUAGGGUCUCUAAUUGGUAAAGUAGCUGACACGCCUGCAAAAACACAAAAGACCAUAUCGCCAUGUUUAGAAAUUUGCAAAUCUUAGCAAAGAUAGAAAUCUUAGUAAAGGGUAGAAUUGAAAAAUUUGAAUCCACAAUAUGGAAUGCGUCGCACCUUCGGUAAACAUGUCAUUAGAGUUGAGUAAGUAAAAAAUACUUGGUAACUGCAAACGAAACCUGGUCUCCUUUUAUGAAGAAUAUUAUAAGCAUGAAACCGGUGCCAGCAUCAGACUUUGACAUAACUAGUAAAAAUACAGCAGUACAGGGAGUGCAGUGGUUUAGCAAUGAACAUAGUCAAAAAUACCAAAGUGUGCAGAAUCAAUUUUUAGCUGCAGUUGAACGCAUUGAUUUUAACUUCUUAACUGCUUUAAUACGUAUAGCUGUCCUUAACACAUUGAUUCAAUUAUACAAUUAAAUAUGUUAAAAUGACUGAAGAUUUUAGCUCAGUCACAGAACUUAUUGAACGUGCUGUGCUUGUUUUGAAAACAUCACUUCAUCCAACUUUCAGUUUAACAUCGAAAAAUUGUCGUCUGGAUUACCGGCGCCAAGAAAAUAGAUGUUUCUUUAUUGUGCUUUUCAGAUCCUGAUACAGAUCCUUUGGCGAUGGUGCUAGUAUUGGACUAUUAUGCAAGCAAUAUUCCUGGCUUAUUAAGUACUAU